UGCCCGAGCGCAGAACACGCUCAUCUUCCAAAGUCUCCCGAUCGCUUGUGCUCUGAGGUAUCAGCCAGUCUUCACCAUGAACGCCCUGGUGUGCACCGUCCUACUGAGUGCCCUGGUUGCCAGCGCCUUUGGCGGAUUUAUCGGAGGCGGCGGAGGUGGUGGUCUGGGUGGUGGUUUGGGUGGUGGAUACGUCGGUGGAGGCGGUCUCGGUGGCUACGGCGGAGGCUACGGCGGAGGUCUCGGAGGCGGCUACGGUGGAGGUCUCGGAGGCGGCGUUGGUUUCGGAGGCCUGGGUGUCGGUGGCCUCGGCGGAGGCGGCGGUAACGUUGGCGUCGGAAGCAGCGUCGUCCUGCUCAGCGGUGGCCGGGCGGGUGCCGGCAGGUCCGUGGCUGGACCGGCAUUCCUGGUCCGCACUGUGCACCACGUCAAUCAGGUCAGCGGCGGCGGAGCCGUCGUGGCCCACUCCGGUAUCGGAGGCGUCGGCGGAGGCGCCGGCGCUGGAGGUGUCGGUCUCGGCGGCGGUGUCGGAGGUCUCGGAGGCGGAUACGGAGGUCUCGGCGGGGGCUACGGCGGCUAUGGUGGUUACGGCGCUGGUGGCUACGGUGGUUACGGCGCUGGCGGCUACGGUGGGUACGGCGCUGGCGGCUACGGCGGUGGCAGUGGUGUAGUCGGCAAGGCCUUGCUCAUCAAGCACCACAAAUGAGAGUCAGCUUCUAUCAUAUGCAACAUUCAGAACAAGGAAUCUUCAGCGAAGGCAGUACAACAUCGGCCUCUGUGGGAAAACGUCCGCAGCUUACGCCUGCCAUCUAAGUCGAAGAAAUGACCUCAAUAGUGCAAAUUAUGUUCGUGACUUGUGUAAAUAUAUGUUGACGAGGGCGUCGCUCCUCGACACCAGAAAGAA
Messenger RNA from Dermacentor andersoni, 901 nucleotides. RefSeq lists its product as uncharacterized. Lineage: Eukaryota; Metazoa; Arthropoda; Arachnida; Ixodida; Ixodidae. The record is from RefSeq and is a predicted model, not a curated record.